Molecule: messenger RNA, 840 nt
Organism: Psilocybe cubensis
Lineage: Eukaryota; Fungi; Basidiomycota; Agaricomycetes; Agaricales; Agrocybaceae
Exons: 2
Coding region: 1-840 (279 amino acids)
Source: RefSeq, a predicted model, not a curated record
AUGGAGCCGUCUCUGAAGGCAGAGACAAGCAAUGGCAAUCUGGCUGGAAACGUAAUAGAAACGACAAAUUUUUCACUUAAACAAUCUCACAAUGAACAAGGAAAUAUCCUAUCUUUGCAAGUAACAAAAGAACAUACACAUUCAGUGGAGUCACCAUCGCAUUACAAUGCCAAUAUUAUUAAUGCGCGACGUGAAUUGACGGGCCACACAUGCGAGCAACAGGAAACACGUACGGGAAAUGAUGACGAUAUUUACAUUGAAGACGAAGAACUCCAAUAUCCUCAAUCGCCUAGUUCCUCCUCCAAGGACACCCCCUCAUCACCGGUUGCUCCUUUCCCCCAUUGUUCGCGUACAGACCAACAUGUCGAUUUUGAUCGUAUUCAACAACAGGUCCAACAACCUCCAAUCCAACAUUUACCCCCACGAUCCCAAGCCUAUUCGUACGCUUACCUCCAGUCUACGGCGCAGCUUGAUGCGCGUGUACAUGACAAUGACCAAGAGUCACUGUCGGACCCGCUUUCAUGUCCCGCUGCUGCUUCUCCUUCUCAUAAAAUUGAGGUGUCGCCGAUCCCAUCGAAGUCCGACAUAGGCGUCCAGGUGUCUGAAUUCCAAUUGGGUAUCCCAUCGACCACUUUGGAGCAAAAGAUUACUCGUCUCCUAGAAGAAGCUGCGGCAGAGAGGCGCGAGAUGGUGUCUUCAAUUCGACGGCUUGAGAAAAGGAUCGAAACCCUUCAGAACGAUACAGGAAGAGUGCACACUUGCUCAUGUUCUGUAAUGAAGCCUCAAACCUGUAAGCGAAAACGAGCAGACGAAGACCUUGAAGUUGUCAUCGGGCAUUGA